Tauraco erythrolophus (red-crested turaco) is the source of this 358-nucleotide messenger RNA. The record is from RefSeq and is a predicted model, not a curated record. Lineage: Eukaryota; Metazoa; Chordata; Aves; Musophagiformes; Musophagidae.
AUGCCGGGUCGGGGGGAUUUGGAUAUCAAAACAUCAGGGACUGGCUGCGUGAAGAUUCAGAAAAUAGAAUGUGAUAACUGCAAAAUAGAAACGGAGAAGGGGACUAGUGUCUUGCAGUCAAUAAAGAGCCAUAAAAUUGAUAUACGAACAAAUGGUGGCAAAGUAAUUGGUCUUGGAACACUUUGUGGAAAUACAGAUAUUCGUGCAACAGAGAAGGGUAGUGUGAAUAUAGAGAAGCUACAGGGGACAUCCAUCAACAUAUCAACUGAAGAUGGGCUCCUGAAAACUAAGUAUCUCUAUGCAGAAUCAUCAUCUCUAUCUUCAGUAGCUGGUGAUAUUCUGCUGGGAAGUAUUCAUG